Molecule: messenger RNA, 1842 nt
Organism: Asterias rubens (European starfish)
Lineage: Eukaryota; Metazoa; Echinodermata; Asteroidea; Forcipulatida; Asteriidae
Product: L-gulonolactone oxidase-like
Exons: 13
Coding region: 247-1560 (437 amino acids)
Cellular component (GO): membrane
Molecular function (GO): D-arabinono-1,4-lactone oxidase activity; FAD binding
Source: RefSeq, a predicted model, not a curated record
UCUCACGAUAGGCGGAGAAUCAUUUAAAGAUGGCGGCCACCAUGGACGGUAGAACUUUUUUUUUCUUUCAAACCAUCACACCUGGACAAAGUUAUCAUUUGAUAGAGUAAAUGAUCAGUAAUUGAUUGAAUACCGACUUUCCGAACUCAACCCAGAGCCUGGUACGGUGCGUGCUUCAUUUCUUCAGCACUACAUGUGUAUUUAGGCUAAUCACACAGAGGAGAAAAGAAGGGUACAUCUGUGGAAAUGGAAGGAAAAACAUUCACCAAUUGGGCAGGCUCCUUUUCCUGUUCCCCAGAGCUGUAUUUUGAGCCGAGUUCCUUACAGGAAAUAAUUAAGAUCUUGGAGAUGGCGCGAACUGCAACUAAGAAAGUGAAGUUGAGCGCUCAGGGUCAUUCCCCAUCUGAUAUUGCAAUGACUGAUGAAUACAUGAUCAAUAUGAAUCGCUUCAAUAACGUCAUUAAGUUGGACAAAGAGAAGUGUCAGGUGAAAGUUGAAGCUGGAAUAACCGUGGAUGAUCUGAAUAAAAUACUGGAGUUAAAUGGAAUGGCCUUAAGCAACCUUCCUGCCAUUGGAGAUGUUUCUGUUGGUGGAUUGAUCUGCACUGGUACCCAUGGCACUGGUAUCAAGCAUGGCAUCAUAGCAACCCAGGUUGUUGAGCUUGAGUUGCUGACAGCUCAAGGUGAGGUCCUCCUCUGCUCUCCUGAAGAGAAUCCAGAGAUCUUCCGAGCUGCUCAAUGUAGUAUCGGAGCGCUGGGCGUCAUCGUCACACUAACAUUCCAAUGUGAGCCACAAUUCAAGCUUCUUAGGAAGGAUACUUCAAGCACUCUGGAAGAGUGUCUGUCUCAAAUGGACAACCUCAUCGACAGCAGCGAGUUCUUUGUCUUCUACUGGUAUCCGCACACCGAGGGCGCUGUUAUGAGGCAGAGAGAUAGAACGGACAAACCUGUUGAAUCCAGUUUUAACUGGUUCAAGGACUCCCUGAUUGGCUACUACUUGCUUGAGUUGCUUUAUUGGAUCUGUACCUUCUUGCCACGACUGAUACCACCUGUGAACCGAUUCAUCUACAGCUGGUGUAGCUCUAAGGAGCGGACUGAUGUCGCAAAUAGUGACAAACUCUUUCAGCACCAGUGCCUCUUUAAGCAAGACGUGACAGAGUGGUCAAUUCCCAGGCAACAGACGGCCUCUGUGCUUCGAGAGCUGAAAACUUGGCUGGAUGCCAAUAAAGAUGUUCACGUCCACUUCCCCGUUGAAGUGCGAUUCGUCAAAGGCGAUGACAUCAUGAUGAGCCCAGCCAAUGGGAGGGAUAGUUGCUUCAUGAAUAUUGUAAUGUAUAGGCCCUAUGGGAAGUUUGUUCCCUAUGCCAAGUACUGGGCUGCCUUCGAGAAGUUCAUGUUCAAUGCUGGAGGGAGGCCACACUGGGCUAAGGCUCAUAAACUGACGGGGACAGACUUCAAGCAACUGUACCCCGAGUUUGAGAAAUUCUGCGACAUUCGUAAGAAACUUGAUCCCCAAGGAUUGUUCCUGAAUGACUACCUACAGAAAGUCCUCUUUCAGUGAAUGGAGUUAUCUUCACAAAUCAGCAAUGCCCAAUUCCAGAAAGCUGUUUACCGGUAAGCAAAUUUGUGUGCUUACUGCUGAGCAGAAAAAUGUAUGCAAGCAUAAACGUAUUCCACCAUGAUUUCUUGGUUAGCAGAAAAUCUCUAGGCAUGCAUGCACGCUCAUCAUGGAUUUGCAUUGUUAUGUCACUCAUGUGGUAACUGUGGGUUAGCCAUAGAGUUAUAUAUAAGAACUAGAGGGCGCACUGGCCUAUAUACGCGACCCGCCAUGCGCGCAGGCGGC